Molecule: messenger RNA, 880 nt
Organism: Spea bombifrons (plains spadefoot toad)
Lineage: Eukaryota; Metazoa; Chordata; Amphibia; Anura; Pelobatidae
Product: WAP four-disulfide core domain protein 6B-like
Exons: 6
Coding region: 175-801 (208 amino acids)
Molecular function (GO): serine-type endopeptidase inhibitor activity
Source: RefSeq, a predicted model, not a curated record
CCAAAGCUCAGAGCGUCCCAGAGACGUGAGACACGGACUUCGCUAGCCACUUGUGCCACUUUGGGUGACAUUCUUCUCGUCGUGUGGAUUGCGGUUGCCAGCGCACAGAUAUCGCUGAACGGCGUUGUGGUUCAAGCCACAAAUCAGCGUUUGAAUUGAGGCCUUUAAAGCACCAUGUGGCCCCCGAUCCCCGUUCUGCUGGGGCUCCUCCUGCUGACAUCUGACUCUUUAUCCCAAGACAGUGACUGUGAUGACCCAGCGGGCGUGGGGGGGUCCGGUCCGGGGGCAGAAAUAAGAUGGUCGUAUGAUAAGUCUCAGCAGAUCUGCAGAGCCUUCGUCCAGAAAGAAGACGGGAAGAGCAGGAACAGCUUCAGCUCCGAGAGGGAAUGUCUCAGGCGCUGCUCGCCCGGGUUUAACGCUCUAUAUCCCCCUGGAGAAGCCGUGUGCGGUUUGCCCCAGGAUGCCGGCCCCUGCAUGGCCCUGAUUUUAAUGUGGUAUUACGACCCGCAGCGGGAGGCCUGCGAUACUUUCUUUUACAGCGGAUGUCAGGGCAAUGGGAAUAGAUUCGACAGCAAAACGAACUGCACCGGCACCUGCAUUACCCCCAGGAAAGGAAGAUCCAGCGGAACCAACCUAAGCGAAGAACCGUCUUCUUCAGAGACAGACGCAGGGCUGGUUAUCGGCAUUGUGUUCGGUUGCGUGUUUGGGGCUGCAUUUCUUAUCACGCUAAUUCUCUUUUUGGUGCAGAGGAAGAAGCUGAAGAAGCAGCACAAGCGGGUCCCGGCCGUGGAAAUGAACUAACCCCAAGAGCUCGCUCUCCCCCCUUAUGAACCAAGUCUAAAGAAAAGUUUACAUUAAAAAGAAUAAAAUUCACAGAAAU